AUGAUGUCGUCGUCGAAUGUAGAUGGAGAAAUGUCCGGUAAUUCUUCUGCUCAGGCGGAAGGACUUCUCCCUGCAUUUUCUUCAAGGCAGUACGCACAUCUACCUACGCCGCAGAGUCCGGGAAAUCUUAGUCGUUACGUUCUCGAUGGGCCAUGUUCUCCAGAUUCGCCCGUUCCUAAUGGCAAUGGAGCUGCGCAGCUAAAGGCAGCACAGUCUACGCAGCGUAGGCAUCGGAAGCUUCCUUCUGAGGAUCAUGCGCCGCGCAUGCAGUCAAAUUUACACCAGUAUGCUACGCCCGAAUCAAGCCCACAUUUCACACUCUCUUCUCCUCUCCUUACCACCUCCGCGACACCCCAAUAUCUAAUUCCCACCUCAACUGAAUUCACGACACCCAAACAACAAGGCUCAAUUUCGAACGUCAAGUUGGAAUCUCCCAUACCCAUCUCCCUCCCUACCCAGCUACCUCGCAUUUCGUCAUCUUCACCUGCGCCCCCUGAACCUUCCAGACUACAUUCAUCCAUCCUGUCUUCACCAUUCAUGGCGAAGGCAUCUAUUGGAAAUCAAACGGGAAGGAAGAUCAAUGCAUUCGACGAACCUCGCCCAACAGAGGUUGAUGACAUAUUUUCUAAUUCUAAUGCCCGUGCGCCAGUGGUGACCACAAACCCGAUUUCACCUCCGCAACAUCCUACCCUGGAACCUGGUCCGAUUGCUAACGCUGGCGGGGAGUUGGAGCGAAUUCGUCACGCGAGGAGAGAGGACACGUUGUCCCAGAUGCGAGAAGCAGAGAAGCGACGUCCAGAGUACUUGAAACGGGCCAAACGCACUCUUUCCGAAGCUGAUCCCAGUUACCUUGAGGAAGAAGAGAAUAUUCGUGAUCAUGCAUCGGGAGUCGGCAUCACAGAAAGUCCUCACAAGGGGAGGCGCCUGACCUUAUUCCAAGAAACAUCUGAGGAGAGCUUCGAAGAGAGCCUAAUGGCUGGCGGAUAUGGUCGCUAUCGUACUGCGGAUUGGGUCCGCCAACCUCAGCCUAUUUCCCUUCCAUCGAACACCGCAGGAUCGUCAGGAGUCGCGUCAAUUGCAGAUGAAGCAGACGAAGCGCCACCCACCGAGAAGGAGAUCAAGAAAAGGAAACGCCUGGCCGCAUUCCGCUCUGAAGGGAAUCAAUCCACCUCCAAAUUAUGUGCUGUUGAACUAGAGGGCAAAGGUCGGGUUUUAAUUGAUGUACCAUCGGAGGAGCCUGUUGCCGCGGCGAGCCCCGAACCGACGCCCACCAAGAAACGAGGUACAAAUCGCCGGAAGAGGAAGAGUGAAAAUCUUUCAAUUGACAAGAAACUCUCGGGCACUUCUGGCCGUGAAAGCCACGCUGAAAAACCGAACUGGCCCGACUCUGAAUUUCCAUGGAGGCUGAGGACCGAAGAACGCAUUGAACUGGCCAAAGCUGAAGAGGAGGAACGUCUACGCUACAUCGAGCGAUUUCUGGACCGGGAUAGUGAUGAUGAAGAUGGGUCGGAUUCCAGUGCUCCAGUACGGGGUAACGCCUCUUCGCCUGCCUGGGUUGCAAGGGAUGCCACACCUGAGCCCUACCAGGUCAAGAUGGGUCGAGGCAAGAUGGUUCCUCUACGGGAUCAUCCUGGUGAAACGGACAGACCAAACUUCAUCUCACGGACUAGUUUUCCCAGUGAUCCUGCCGAUGCACGAUCCGCUUUGUUGUCGAAGAAGAGCGUGCGCACUCUUUCCUACAGACAGCAAAAGCGCCUGCGAGAACUCGACCAUGACGAGGAAGAAGAGAUUGUAUGCAUUUGCCACGGUAAAGAUGACGGACGGGAACUUGUUCAGUGUGACACUUGCCAGACCUGGUAUCACUUGGAAUGCAUCGGUAUCAGGAACAUCGCAGAAUUAGGAAGGGAAGAAGACCCCUGGUUCUGUCGCAGAUGUAUAGCCCGCAGCCCCUCUCCGCCGACGCAACUCGACAGCUUGCCGCUCAGCGAGCCUACGUUCGUGCCUACUGACAACGAACCAAACGUACGGGGCUCCUCUGAUACACCAUUCUUUCAACCCAGCUCGCAAGACUCUCCCAGUUGGAGGCUACCGAGAACGCCUACUCGAGGCAGUUACAACCUUUCCUUCGACUCCUCUCAUUCUUGGACAUCUUGGGCAGAUUCAUCAAGCAGAGCAGGCCCCGGCCCCUCAACACCCCAGCCUGCAGCUAGAGGCUAUGACGGCCACGUCCAGCACUAUGAAGAAUCGCCCUUCGAUCCCACCUCAACGCCAUCCCGCGGAAUCAGAUUCCCUCCAUCCUUCGCUACGCCAAAGAACAGUGGGUUCCCGCGCAGUGCAGGCUUAUUUCAAACACCCUCUAAGCCUAUCGGUCGCGGCGGUAUGCAUCGAAGCUUCGGCUCUCUACCUUCUGUCGACGACAGUGGUGGCCACCUCUCAUCCCAUGACCAUUUUCCUCGAUACGACGAAUCGCCGAUCCGUCGAAAUAGGUCCAUCGACAGCUCCCUUCCCCGUCACAAACUUCAUUCCCCCUCGCGGUCGAAGGCUUCAGGAAAUUCAUUGUCUGCCCUCGAGGAAUCGCCUGUGGUUCGUUCACAGUUACACAGAAGUACAUGGAAUGACGAUGACGAGCGUGCAUCAUGA
Cyclocybe aegerita is the source of this 2640-nucleotide messenger RNA. Lineage: Eukaryota; Fungi; Basidiomycota; Agaricomycetes; Agaricales; Hemipholiotaceae. The record is from the annotation of a GenBank genome assembly.